Caenorhabditis bovis is the source of this 861-nucleotide messenger RNA. The record is from the annotation of a GenBank genome assembly. NCBI's taxonomy places the organism in Eukaryota, Metazoa, Nematoda, Chromadorea, Rhabditida, Rhabditidae.
AUGUCUGUUCGAACUCGUAGGCAGUUGACAAGAAGUUCACCGAAAGAAAUACGAACACCGAGAUAUCACGAGAUAAUCGAUAAUACUGGAAUGAUGGCUUUUUUCUCUGAAAAAACGCUAGAAGAACUCGAAGUCGAUUUAAAAAUGGCAGAAAAAGGAACUCAUCCAUAUUUAAUAUCUUGUCAAGACGAAUUCGAAGAAAAAAUGCAAGAUUCACUAGAAAGAACAGAAAUCUCCAAUACGCUAACAAAGCAACUUUUAAAAGAAGAAUAUGAAAUGCAAUUAGCACAAAUCAGUAAAGACACUGAUGAAAAACUGAGAAAUAUGCGGGCGGAGAUGGAAAAGGAUUUGGAAAUGUUGGAAAAAAGAACGGAAAUGGAAUAUUCCUGUUUGGAAAUCAACAAACCGACAACUUCAAAUCAUAUUGACGUGACCAAAAAGACGUUAAGAGGACGAGGAGGUGGAACUCUAAUCGAACCGCCGACAUAUUUCAACGCAACUCCACGAGCACCGGUGCCGGCUGCAAUUACAGCCAAUUAUUUACUACCUGACCAUGAAGUACUCAAAGAUUUGAACGCGAUUUUCUCAAAUUCAGCGAGUAUAACAUCAAGGAGUCAAAAAUUGUAUGAUGUCCAUUUACAAAAGAUGAAAUUCGUUUACGAGGGAAAAUCGUACAAACAAGGCGAAGAAGUGUAUGUAGAAAACGACGAAUACGGAAAAAUCCCGGCGAAAGCGGAAAAUAUUACUGAUUCUGUAGUGUUUUUCCGCGCAACUCAGAGUUGGGAUAUAAGACAGGUACACGCAUCAUUAUCGGAUCUCAUUGAAGGACGUGUGAAAGUGUAUAAAAAGAAGAAUAAUUAG